Messenger RNA from Fundulus heteroclitus (mummichog), 481 nucleotides. RefSeq names its product protein S100-G. The record is from RefSeq and is a predicted model, not a curated record. Gene Ontology annotation, molecular function: calcium ion binding. The transcript has 4 exons. Bases 131 to 430 code for a protein of 99 amino acids. NCBI's taxonomy places the organism in Eukaryota, Metazoa, Chordata, Actinopteri, Cyprinodontiformes, Fundulidae.
AGCCCUCACUCUAUUUAAACCCUCCCAAAGAGCACUGAGCUCUCACUGUGGACCCACCUCUGAACCCAGGUGCACAACUCAAGAAACCUGCUCUACUUCAUUUCAGCUACGAUCUGUAUCCUGCCUGAAAAUGGACCGGGAAAUUAGCGCUUUGGAGUUUUCACUGGGUGCUAUGUUUGGCGUCUACAUGUCAAAGCAAGGCGAGGACGGAAAGCUGAGCAAACAGGCCUUUUUGGAACUGCUUGAUGAGGAGUUGCCCUCCUUCAAGGGGCAAGGCAAAAACGCUGGAGAGGAGGUAUUCAAAGAUAUAGACAUGAACCAGGAUGGAUCCGUCGACUUCAAAGAGUUUGCUCUAAUGAUUGCCGGAUAUGCAUGCGGGAGCUAUGACACCCUUCAAAAAGUCAUGAAGGAAGCUCAGAAGAAAAAAUGAGACUGAGCAGCUCAAACCCCAUCAAAUAAAUAAAGCUUAUGGUUCCAAAUA